AUGGCUUGUGUUAGUGUUUUUUGCUUCGUAUACGCUUUCGUUUCGUCUGCUCUCGCAUCGGCCGUUGAUUUGGAAAACUACGAUUUAAUUAUAAUCCCAUGGCAGCCCAACCCGAGACCAAGUCUAAGAGCUUUGGAGAAGUCCUUAGAGGACAGAUUUGCGAAAAGCUUCGGUGAGGCCAUUUCGAAUGCCGAUUAUCACACGAAUCACAAGAGGCUGGACGUGGAAGCUUUCCGGCCGUCGCCUGUCCCCCCAGAAAUAGACGAAUACGAGACGAGCACAGUAAAUCCGGAAAGAGACGAAUAUGAUUAUGGUAGUUUUUCGGGUGAAAGGAUCGUCGGUGGUACGCAAGUCGAUAUCAACUUAUAUCCCUACCAUGUCGCGUACGGCGAUAACUGCGCAGGCGCUAUAAUCGAUAAGAAAUGGGUAAUCACUGCAGCGCAUUGUAACAAAAAGUCGACAUUCAUUAAGGCCGGCUCUAAGCACAUACACAAAGGGAAGAAAGUGAAGAUCAAGGAGCAUUACAUACAUCCGCUCUGGGGUGCCAAAAAUAAGGAGCAUCCGUUCGAUUACGACUUCCAAUUGCUGGAGCUGGCUGAGCCUCUGAGCUUCGACGACAAUAUUCAGUCUUUGAAAAUAGCGCAUAUAGAAGAUAUGGUGGUCGGGAAGAUUAUAACGGUCACCGGUUGGGGCAACAUAGAAGAAAACGGCCCCUACUCGAACGUGCUCCGAGCCGUAAGGAUUCCUAUAAUAUCCAAAUCAAUCUGCCAGAGUGUUCCAUUUCCGUAUUUCAGAGGAACUUUGUCAUCUCGAAUGUUCUGCGCUGGGUUUGCUGAAGAAAAGAAAGAUGCUUGUCAGGGCGACUCAGGCGGACCAGCGGUUUCAGACAAUCGUCUUUUAGGCAUGGUGUCCUUCGGCUAUGGCUGCGCAACCCCAGGUUCUUAUGGAGUGUACAGCAAAGUGGCGAAAGUCAGACCCUGGAUAGAAGAAGUGACCGGCCUAAAAUUAGAUUAG
Molecule: messenger RNA, 1014 nt
Organism: Bombyx mandarina (wild silkworm)
Lineage: Eukaryota; Metazoa; Arthropoda; Insecta; Lepidoptera; Bombycidae
Product: trypsin-1
Biological process (GO): proteolysis
Molecular function (GO): serine-type endopeptidase activity
Source: RefSeq, a predicted model, not a curated record